AACGCAACGCGGAGUCAGUGUGACGAAGUGCGUCGUGCGCAGCGGCAGCGUUUUUCCUUCCAUUCCCCUCAGAAAAUCGAGAAAGUGCCGAGUAUCUGUGUGAGUGCGGGCAGUGAAAGAUACAGAUACAGUUACAUCUUGGGCCACAUGUGUGUUCGUUGGCAGGAAAACCAUGCAUUUUCAGUGAAUUUUUAAACAACAACGAAUUUUGGAGCGAAAAAUCAACCAAUUUAAGUGGGAAUAAGAUAGUUGAGAAAACAAGGAGACAGCAUGGAAAACUUACAGCAGGAAAAUGGAUUGCAAAGGAGGACCAGUCAGAGUUCCACUUCGUCAGCAAAUCCUGCAAAUCCUGCGAGUCCUGCCGAGGAAUGCGGCUGUGUGCGCCUGGGCAAAUGCAAAUGGUUCAACGUGGCCAAAGGAUGGGGCUUCCUAACCCCCAACGACGGCGGCCAGGAGGUGUUCGUCCAUCAGAGCGUCAUCCAAAUGGCCGGUUUCCGUUCGCUGGGCGAACAGGAGGAGGUGGAGUUCGAGUGCCAGCGCACGUCGCGCGGUCUGGAGGCCACCAGGGUGUCCGGGAAGCAGGGCGAGAACUGCCACGGCAGCACCUACAGGCCACGCAUAAAUCGCAGGACUCGCCGCAUGCGCUGCUACAACUGCGGCGAAUUCGCCAACCACAUUGCCUCCGAAUGCGCUUUGGGUCCUCAGCCGAAGCGUUGUCAUCGCUGCCGUGGAGAAGACCACCUCCAUGCCGACUGCCCGCACCGUAAUGCGACCCAAAACCACAGCAACAGCGACAACAGCAGCAGCAGUGGCAUUCAAGAAAAGGGCGAUGAGGCCACCUAGGCGAUCCGUGGACAAAGGAUUGGUAGUUGGAAGUUCCAAACUUCUUUGAAAAGUACAAAAUGGAAAUCUAAGAAAAAAAAAUCACACGCAUCAAAUCAAAGAAACCCACGUACAACAAAACUAGCUACUACUUUUAGAUAUUAGGCGGGGGAUGAAACCACCCCCAAAGACCAGGCUAUCCUAAGUUUAUCCUCUAUUUUAAUAUUAUUUUCUAGGAACCAUAGAUACUAAGGUUUUUGACUAGAGCGCAAGUAAAUGAAUUAAGCUAGAGAGUA
This is a messenger RNA of Drosophila takahashii, 1118 nucleotides long. RefSeq names its product protein lin-28 homolog (gene lin-28). Gene Ontology annotation, cellular component: nucleus; cytoplasm. Lineage: Eukaryota; Metazoa; Arthropoda; Insecta; Diptera; Drosophilidae. Gene Ontology annotation, biological process: pre-miRNA processing. Gene Ontology annotation, molecular function: zinc ion binding; mRNA binding. The record is from RefSeq and is a predicted model, not a curated record.